CAAGGGUAAACCUUCUCAGUCAGGCCAUCCUGUCAAUGCCCUUAACUGCUCAGAGGAUCCAAGAAGCUACAGAGAUGUCUACUGAGCUUCCUGCAACAACAGUGAUGGCAGAAAUGGACCUUUUCACAGCCUCUGAGACCAACAUUUCCACCUGUGACUUAUAUGAGCACAAAGACACAGCACGGAUAUUAUUGUCUGUCUUCUACGGCUCCAUCUUGAUCCUUGGGGUGCUUGGAAACACCAUUGCCCUCACCGUCAUCUUUAAAAACAGAAAGAAGAUCAACUCCACUACCCUGUAUUCAACAAACCUCGUCUUCUCCGACCUGCUCUUCUGCAUUGCCUUGCCAACCAGGAUCGCCUACUACGGCAUGGGCUUCCACUGGCCCUUUGGAGAGGCGCUGUGCCGAAUCACGGCGCUCCUGUUCUACGUCAACACCUAUGCAGGCGUCAACUUCAUGACGUGCCUGAGCAUCGACCGCUUCUUCGCUGUCGUCCACCCCUUCCGAUACAAGAUCAGAAGGAUUAAAUAUGCCAAGUGCAUCUGUGUCUUUGUCUGGUUUCUUGUAUUCAGUCAAACUUUCCCUUUACUUAUACAAUCCAUGUCACAGAGAGAAAAUGAAAGGACUACAUGUAUGGAAUAUCCAAACUUUGAGAAAAUAGAACAUCUACCAUUUAUACUUCUUGCUGCCUGUUUAAUAGGGUACCUUAUUCCUCUGGGGAUUAUUCUAUUUUGCUACACUCAAAUCAGCUGCAAACUUUUUCAAACAGCCAAGGAAAAUCCACUGACUGAAAAAUCAGGGAUAAACAAAAAAGCCAUCAAUACAAUCAUAUUUGUAAUUAUAGUGUUUAUAAUCUGCUUUACUCCUUAUCAUGUUGCAAUCAUACAACACAUGAUUAAGAAACUUCAGCGAGAACCCUUGUGCAGUGAAACAAAAAUUUUCCAGAAGUCACUCCACUAUACUGUAUUUCUAAUGAAUUUUAACUGCUGCCUUGAUCCUUUCAUCUACUUCUUUGCAUGCAAAGGAUACAAGAGAACUGUACUGAAAAUACUGCGACGACAAGUGAGUGUAUCAAUUUCAAGUGCUGCCAGGUCACAUCAUGAAGAAAGCUCCCGUGACGCAGGAGAAACGCAAAUGACGGUACUUGCUAAAUCCCCCAAUGGAAAGCUACCUGAAAAAUAAACUCUGUAGUACACCACAGUGAACCAAGACUAUAAAGCCAGGGUCCACAGCAAAAACUCUUAGUCCUCCCCUACAGCAGCUUAAGUAAACUUCUGUUUCUCAUGAUGUCAGAGAAUCAAGGAGUAAUGGACUGAAAAAUAUUUGUCACAGGACAGCAGGAAAACUCAGCAUUAUAAUCUUCUUGCUGUAUCCUUUUGACUGAUCUCUUAUUUUUUCCAGGAAAUAUGCACCAUUGAGGAUGUUCAGAUUCCAUGCUGCACAUACAUAUGCCUGGAUGUUACUAACUCAAACAGAGCCAAAUCACAGUUAGGAUUGAGCACAAACAUAGCUUACAAUUCAACCAACUACAACCAGAACAUCUGAAAAUUUCAAGACCUCUAGCUGAGCUCCAAUUACAGCAAUGGUUUUGUUGGGCCAGUCACACAGACAUAGGAAAUAAAAUUUUGAGAUAAAAUGGUCAACUUCUUUGCUCAUUUGACUAUGACAAGUUUAUAGCUCUUUGGAGGUGAAACUACAUUUUACAAUAUUUGGAGCACAAAUGCCUUAUUGGACAAUUCACAUAGAAAACAUUGUCAAAUGUAACACAUGAAAAGCUAAUGAACUGUUUGGUUCUUCCCAACACUGAACAUCUCCUGUAUGUAAAAUCACUCAUCUUCACAAGGUGUAUUAUCUCUUUACUCCUUUUCCUAAAGGAAAACUUUCCUUUUUAGUGUGUAUUGUAAAAAGUCUCUCUCUACUCUGUUGUAUAUAGAUUAUUUAUAAACAUGAAUUGAAGCAAGAGACUGUAAUAUGAAAACUGCACCAUUUCAGUUAGAAGAACAGUGAUACAGUGUUCUUCAGAACUUCUGCUGAAGUCAGUCAUGGACAUAAGACAAAUGCUUUAGAAACCUGAAUAAAUGUUCAUAGUUGAGAUCAUUCAAAAAGUAAAUUAAUGGAUUAAUUCUG
Molecule: messenger RNA, 2126 nt
Organism: Zonotrichia leucophrys gambelii
Lineage: Eukaryota; Metazoa; Chordata; Aves; Passeriformes; Passerellidae
Product: G-protein coupled receptor 183-like
Exons: 2
Coding region: 36-1181 (381 amino acids)
Biological process (GO): G protein-coupled receptor signaling pathway; B cell activation involved in immune response
Cellular component (GO): membrane
Molecular function (GO): G protein-coupled receptor activity; oxysterol binding
Source: RefSeq, a predicted model, not a curated record